UACCAUAAAGUAGGUAAAAAGUGUCGUGCAACAGCCCCUGAUGUUCGGCGUGUGAAACCCCGUUUCGGUCUCUCCGUACGGCACCCUAGCUGCAGACGCAAACAUGCCUGCUAAAGGUCCUCUGCAAUCUGUCCAGGUUUUUGGACGUAAAAAAACCGCCACAGCAGUUGCUCACUGCAAGAGGGGGAAUGGCCUGAUCAAGGUGAACGGCAGACCCCUGGAUAUGGUGGAGCCUGCCACCCUCCAGUACAAGCUUCUGGAGCCAGUGCUGUUGCUCGGCAAGGAGCGUUUUGCUGGAGUUGACAUCAGAGUCAGAGUGAAGGGUGGUGGACAUGUUGCACAGAUCUACGGUAAGCAGAACAUUUUAUUUUCUCAUAUAGUUAUCCAUCAGCAGACGGUGUGUGUUUUCAGGAUUAUAUUCGUUCCCUUUUCUGCCAUUUAUUUUUCUUGUUUUGUCUUUCAGCAAUCCGUCAGGCCAUCUCCAAAUCCCUGGUUGCCUACUACCAGAAGUAUGUGGAUGAAGCCUCCAAGAAGGAGAUCAAGGACAUCCUGAUCCAGUACGACAGGACCCUGCUGGUCGCCGAUCCACGUCGCUGCGAGUCCAAGAAGUUCGGUGGACCUGGAGCUCGUGCCCGCUACCAGAAGUCCUACCGUUAAUCCCCCUGUACAUUUUCGUAAUAAAUUGGAGGAACAAAGAAUUA
Molecule: messenger RNA, 701 nt
Organism: Sebastes umbrosus (honeycomb rockfish)
Lineage: Eukaryota; Metazoa; Chordata; Actinopteri; Perciformes; Sebastidae
Gene: rps16
Product: ribosomal protein S16
Exons: 5
Coding region: 104-553 (149 amino acids)
Biological process (GO): translation; maturation of SSU-rRNA from tricistronic rRNA transcript (SSU-rRNA, 5.8S rRNA, LSU-rRNA)
Cellular component (GO): ribosome; cytosolic small ribosomal subunit
Molecular function (GO): structural constituent of ribosome; RNA binding
Source: RefSeq, a predicted model, not a curated record